GAAGGUAUUUAAUUAUUUUUUCCCAAAUUUGCCCUUGAGACAUUCCUAAUUCAAAAUACAAAUUAAAUGAUAACUAUGUCAACCUAAAAAGAAAAGAAAAUCAUAAUUAAGGAUAUUUUCAAAAUCCUCUUAAUUUUUAGGAGUAAAUGAAUUUUUUUAAUCGAUGUGCCCAAGCCUAAAAUAUCAAUUAUUUUGGAUGGGAGGAAGUAGUUAUUUAGGACUGUAUGUUAUCAGAAAAUUACUGAAUUGGAUCAGAUAUCUUGACUAUUAGUGCUGGUGCCUUUGUUGUCUUAAAUUGGGUAGAGAAUUAAGAGGGGGUAAGCCUUUCUUGAUAGUUGCACUGUGUUAUGAAUCCUGAUCAUGUCAUACAACUUUUUUGGGAUGAAUAUUUCUUGAAUUUCCUAAAAUUAUAUUAUGACACUUUAUUUUUUCUUUUAUUAGUUAAAUUUAGGCUUGGUUUGAUUAUUUGAUCAUGGUAAUUCAGUAUAUUGCAAAAGCAUCUGUAUGAGCCUCUUCAUCAUCAAUAUGGUUUUUACUGAGUUUUAUUACAACUUAGGGGGUUUAACAGUGGCAAAGUGAGAAAUUUCGCUAAAACUGUUCAAUAUAAAGUGUAUAAUUUUUUUAUAUACAUAGUAUAAUUUUCCAGACACGUCACUGUCUUAAAAGUGAGGUUCAACUUUUGUUAUAUUGCUGUCUAAAAUUUUGAACAAUGGAGAUAUUAUUCCUGACAUGCACUGGGAGUCAAAAGCUUUUUUUUUAAAGCCUUCAGGAAUGUAAUGAUUGCCUUUUAAUGGAUCUACCUUUUGAGCUUGUGGAGGUCAUUUAUUUUGAUGUUAUAUGGUGGAUGGUGAGACACCUUGUAUGGUCAUUCAUAUUUUUCUCCUAGACAUAUACAGCUGUGCUUUUUGGAAAGAAAAAAUAAAACAGUACUACCAUAGUCUAUGAUUAAAUUAAAAAUUGUAGCAUUUGAUUAAGCACCUUGGAGAAUAUGCCUUUCCGUAGUUGUUUGCCUUAUGCAUCCAACAACUUUUUUUUUUUUAAAGGGAAGAAACAAUAAGAGGAGGUGUUAAUGGUUAUUAAAGAAAAAGGUGGGGGGGGGGGGGCAGCCCGGUGUACUAAGCUCCGUGCAUCCGGGGAAGGUGUUAAUGGUGAAUGUGUACAAACAAAGGACCAGAUCAGAAGGUACCCAUACUUGCUGCUGCGACAUUGAACCUUGCGGACUUUGCUUCAGUAGCUGGAGAAAAAGAAGACAGCAUUGAAAUUUUCAUUCCUUUGGAAGCCUCUAUUGGCAGCUUCAAGAGUUCCCUCUCACUUUGUCUAUCACUCAACCUUGUGGAAUUGAGGGACACACGUGAAGCUUCAGAGACCAUUCCAAAGUUUACCAUGUCUGCUCCAGUAUCUCCAAACCCUGGAAAUGUUUUGUUGACAGACAGAAAUGAGGGUUCUUCUUUUAAAGCAGGUCUCCGGAAAGUUAAAUUUUUCAAAGGAUUAUCUGUUAGGCGACAGAAGAAGGCAUAUCAUGAAGAGGAAGGCAGCAGUGAUGGAAGGAACUCAGUGAGAAGUGAGGAUCCCGAUUAUGUUUACCGAGUGGAUACAGAUUCACUUGAUGAUGAUUCCGAAGAAGGAGAAUCAGAGGAAGGAAAAGAGGAUACAAGUGUUCAGAAGUCAUUUAGUUAUGAAUCACUUGUCCAUGCGAACCAUGCUGGUGGAUCAUUUUACUCGAACACAAGUGGCAGCGAAGACGAGGACUUAGUCCACUAUAGCCCUCAUAUUUCAGAUGUACCAGCGUAUAAAACUGCAGCACUACCAAAUCAAUCUACAGAGCAGAGUUCAAAACGCAGCAUUCUUCCCUGGAGGAAGAGGAAGUUGAGUUUCAGAUCUUCUAAAAAAAGCAAGGGGGAGCCGUUGUUGAAGAAACAUUAUGGAGAGGAUGGUGGGGACGAUAUAGACUUUGAUCGCCGACAGCUUUGCUCUGAUGAAUCUUCUUCAGGGUGGUGCAAAUCCGAGGAAGGUUCUGCAAACCGAUUUGCAGUCUCUGAGUUUGGAGAUGACAGUUUUGCUGUGGGUAAUUGGGAACAAAAAGAGAUAAUAAGCCGUGAUGGUCAAAUGAAGCUGGAAACUCAGAUCUUCUUUGCUUCGAUUGAUCAACGAAGUGAACGAGCUGCAGGUGAAGGCGCUUGUACAGCCUUAGUUGCCGUGAUUGCUGAUUGGUUCCACCAAAAUCCUAAAGAUAUGCCUAUCAAGUCCCAACUUGAUUGUCUUAUCCGCGAAGGCUCGCUUCAGUGGAGGGAUCUUUGUGAAAACAAGACCUACAGAGAACGUUUCCCAGAUAAGCAUUUCGACCUCGACACGGUCCUCGAAGCUAAAGUCCUUCCACUCUCAGUAGCUUCAGAAAAAUCAUUCAUUGGGUUCUUUCAUCCCGAAGGAAUCGAAGAAGUGGAAGGAUUCGACUUCCUUCACGGUGCCAUGUCUUUCGACAACAUUUGGGACGAGAUUUCUAAAUCCGCUCAAGAAACUCCCUGUUACAUAGUGAGUUGGAAUGACCACUUCUUUAUCCUCAAAGUUGAAAAAGACGCGUACUAUAUCAUUGACACACUGGGCGAGAGGCUUUAUGAGGGUUGUAAUCAGGCUUAUAUCCUCAAAUUCGACAAAGAUACAACGAUAUUGAAAGAGAAAACUGAUGUGAAAGAGGCUGUUGAUGAGGGAAAAAUUGUCAUUAACACCAAUGGCACCGAUAAAAUGCUGGAAGACAUGGUACCUGAAAACAACAUCAUUUAUAGAGGUAAAGACGCGUGCAAAGAGUAUAUUAAGGGUUUUUUGGCGGCAAUCCCUAUUAGGGAGUUACAAGUUGAUGUGAAGAAGGGAUUGAUGGCAUCGACACCUCUUCAUCAGCGGCUACAAAUUGAAUUCCAUUAUACAAUGAGCUUUGAUCCUAAGUUUGAGUCGUCAUCAGAAGAACUAACCGCUAACAGUUUGACAAUACUACCAUCGGCAGCAGCAGAGUAAGCAACGAGUAAUAAAGUUUUACGAGUAUAUACAUAAUGCUAAUCCUUUUGUUCUACAUAUAAUUUAGGAAUUUUGAAAAGCUAAUUGCUGUUUAGUGUUCCCUGGUCUCUUCUUUGUUUGCUUUAGUAUAUGAUGACUGUAACUGGCUCAGUUUCCCCUUUGUCUUAUCUUCCUCGGGCACGACAGCACGAGGAAUUAUAUGUAAAUGACUAUGGAACUGCUCAAGAGUACUCUCUUUUUCUUCUCUCAAAGAGGGAGGUUGACAUGAAUGAAUGUAUUAGUUCUA
This is a messenger RNA of Lycium barbarum (goji berry), 3292 nucleotides long. RefSeq lists its product as uncharacterized. Lineage: Eukaryota; Viridiplantae; Streptophyta; Magnoliopsida; Solanales; Solanaceae. The transcript is spliced from 4 exons. The record is from RefSeq and is a predicted model, not a curated record. The coding region runs from base 1153 to 3006 and encodes 617 amino acids.